AUGGCGGUUUUCGGGCCAUUCGGGGCAGGUUCGAGGGAGGAGACAGCGUUUGCGUUUGCAGAUGCCGAGGAUUACAGCGGCUGCGUUUGGCCGCUCAAGACUUACACGUGCAGCUUCUGCACCAGAGAGUUCAGGUCGGCUCAAGCCCUCGGCGGCCACAUGAACGUCCACCGCCGAGACCGAGCUCGUCUCAAACACAACCAAGAAGCCGAUCACCAAGUUCACGUUCUCAAAACCAAUAUUCUCUGUCUUGUUUCCAAGAAUCUUUCAGAAGAUUCAAGAAAGUUCGAUGCUCUUGCUGAAGAUCCUGCUAAGAACCAAGAGAAUGGUGAGGUCAGGACAGAUUUGUCAAUGGGUUUGAACUCGGAGCUGUGUCAGAAACCGACAACGAGAUCUUAUUGCAAAAGGGCCAAACCGAAUCUCAUUUAUCGUCACGAGGAAUUGGAUCUCGAGCUGAGAUUGGGGGCUCAUUAUGAUGACAAGCAGAAAGGGUCCCUCGCCGGAAAAUCCGCCCUUGUCACCGGAGGAACUCGUGGAAUCGGGCGUGCAACGGUGGAGGAACUAGCAGGGUUCGGUGCAAGGGUUCAUACGUGUUCCCGGAACCAGGAAGAGCUAAGCCAAUGCUUAGAUGAGUGGAAAAGCCGAGGUUUUGAGGUUUCCGGUUCAGUUUGUGAUGCUUCGGUUAGUGGCCAAAGGGAUAAGCUCAUUCAGGAAGUGGCCUCAGAGUUCAGCGGCAAGCUGAACAUACUUAUCAACAAUGUAGGAACCAAUAUCAGGAAAUCGACAGUUGAAUUCACCGAUGAGGAUUUCACAAAACUCGUAUCUACCAACUUGGAAUCAGCCUUCCAUUUGUCCCAAAUCGCUCACCCUCUUCUAAAAGCAUCCGGGUUCGGAAGCAUUGUGUUCAUCUCUUCAGUCGCUGGUGUGGUUGACGUUCGAACUGGAUCUAUUUACGGUGCAACGAAAGGAGGCAUGAAUCAGCUGACGAGAAACCUAGCCUGCGAGUGGGCAAGCGACAACAUCAGGGCAAAUUGCGUUGCGCCAUGGUAUAUCAAGACUCCACGCAUCGAACCGUUUCUGGAGAAGAAAGAACUGAUGGAUCAGAUAGUUUCUCGGACGCCGCUUGAACGCGUCGGGGAGCCAGAGGAAGUGGCGGCUCUCGUCGCUUUCCUCUGCCUCCCCGCGGCUUCCUAUAUCACCGGACAGGUAAUUUCGGUUGACGGAGGAUUCACCGUCAAUGGUUUUAACCAUCUUCUUAAGUAAUAUCUGCUUCUGUGAACGGUGAAAGUAAAACUUGAAGGGGGAAAACCCCUUUUGUUCUUUAGGCAUUUUGAUAAUACAUUGGUUUUGUUCUUUCUUUUCC
Messenger RNA from Tarenaya hassleriana, 1363 nucleotides. Its product is annotated as tropinone reductase homolog At5g06060-like. The coding region runs from base 1 to 1263 and encodes 420 amino acids. The transcript has 6 exons. Gene Ontology annotation, molecular function: oxidoreductase activity. The record is from RefSeq and is a predicted model, not a curated record. Lineage: Eukaryota; Viridiplantae; Streptophyta; Magnoliopsida; Brassicales; Cleomaceae.